Molecule: messenger RNA, 570 nt
Organism: Anopheles maculipalpis
Lineage: Eukaryota; Metazoa; Arthropoda; Insecta; Diptera; Culicidae
Exons: 3
Coding region: 1-570 (189 amino acids)
Source: RefSeq, a predicted model, not a curated record
AUGGCAAAUUUGUUUCCCAUUCUACUGAUCGUGGUGGUCACAUGUUCGUCACAUUUUCUUCAUGUGCAUGCAUUCGUCAAGCUGUUACCCUUCGGCACGGAUGUGGAAUUUAUCAGCAAGGUGAAAAAUAUUAACCUAUCGCACACAUUUUACCGUCGCGAAUCCGUCACUGAUCAGUCGCUCGAUUUUGGAGUCACAAUCAUAAGCCCCAUACGUGAUUUGAAGCUUAACUUUAUUUACUAUUCGGUGACGGGCAAUGGAACGGUCAGAAGCGUACUGUUUAAGCGUGCGGUCGAUAUGUGUUUCUACAUGCAGAAUCCGAAAUCCGACCGUUUGCUCAAGGUGGUGUACGAUUAUGUGCGGCAGCGUACGAACCUACCGAAGCGAUGUCCCAUCCCUGCCGCCAACUACUACAUACGCAACGUUAAACCAGCCGACGUGCCGGUGCCGGCCUUUAUUCCCGAGGCCGAAUUCAUACUGGAGUUCAUCUAUCGGAACGAGGUAAAACGGGAAAUCAUGGUGGAGUUUCGGUUUUAUGGCAAGUUGGUAAGAGUUAUAGGAAAGUUAUGA